Messenger RNA from Aspergillus tanneri, 3519 nucleotides. RefSeq names its product Nonribosomal peptide synthetases (NRPS). Bases 1 to 3519 code for a protein of 1172 amino acids. Gene Ontology annotation, biological process: fatty acid metabolic process. NCBI's taxonomy places the organism in Eukaryota, Fungi, Ascomycota, Eurotiomycetes, Eurotiales, Aspergillaceae. The record is from RefSeq and is a predicted model, not a curated record. Gene Ontology annotation, molecular function: medium-chain fatty acid-CoA ligase activity. The transcript has 3 exons.
AUGGUUUCCUUGAGCGAGAUUUCUGGAUCGUCUAUUAAGAACGAUACGCGCUGUCUUGCGGAGCGAUUGGAACAGGUCGCUGAACACCAUCCUGAUGCGGUGGCAUUGAUUUGCGCACACCAGGAUCCUCGUCGCUAUGAAUUCGGCGGCACUCGAGAGAACGAUGCCGACUCAGACGCAUCACCGGCUUACGCGCAGUGGACGUACGCAGAAUUGUACGAUGGGGUUCAACGACUUUCCUGCGGGCUCAAGAGCCUGGGGCUUGCGAGUGGAUGCUCGCUAUUCACCAUCCUGGGAAAUAGCGUGGAGCAUGUCAUGACCACAUGGGCAGGAUAUCGACUGGGCUGUCUUCAUAUAUCAAUGGACCCAAGAAGCCUGUCAAAUGCGUCUGAGGCUUGCCACAUGGUCAGAACAGUGAUAGGGUCCCAAAAGCCCUCAAAGAUGGCCGUCGUUGUGAAGGACCGGCAGAUGGCUGCCCGGUUUGAUGAGUUGUUCUCGGACAUGGACUUUAUAACGAUUCAGAUUGAAGGGGGAAAUGACGGCUGGAUUCCAUUUGAUAGUCUUAUGCGGCGGGAUGAGCCACGAUAUGAACCAACAUCUCUGUGUCGACAAACCCACGAGACAAGCAGAGAAACCUCCAUCUUCUUUUCAAGCGGCACCACUUCGCUCCCAAAAGCCUGCCUUGCGGAUGUAGCCUCUUGGGUGAGCGCUCUCGAGACCCGGAUCAGUGUCGCAUCGGCUUCGCCAGGUGACAGGGUGAUGGUGCUCGUGUCCAGUAGUCAUGCUUUUGGGUUGAUGGGCCUGUUAAUAACCCUGACCCGGGGUGCCACGCUCGUCUACUCCUCUGAUACAGGGUUUGACCCCAAGCUAACAAUGGAAAUACUGCACAGCGAACAAUGCAUGUACCUGGUCAUGGUCUCGGCGUUAGUGCAUGCGUUCGUCGCAGCUAAUUCGUCUGCCGGCAACGUUAUCAAGCCCUUAAAGGCAGUCGUCUUUUCUGGCAUGAGCUUGUCCACCGCAGUAGCCAAAGAUUUCAAGGCUGCAUUCCCUACGGAUCGGGUCGAGAACAUCUUUGGAAUGAUCGAGGGCGUUCAUGUAUCAACGGGGCCGGUGGAAGACAUUGAUUCUAUCUCCCGAGAUGGCCAUGUCGCUGCAGGAGUGCCAACGGCAGGCGCUAGAGUCCGCAUCUGUGCCCCCGGGACUCGGUCCCCCAUUCCUUUAGGGACGCCAGGAGAGGUGCACUAUAGCGGAUUUCAGACCUCCAAAGAAUACUUAGGGUUAGAGAGCAAAGACUUCUACACAGAUGAGAAUGGCACGUUAUGGUUCAAUACCAGCGACCAGGGAGUCAUUCAUAGCGGCCAACUAUACCCCGUCGGUAGGUAUAAGGAACUAAUUGUGCGAGCAGGGAAAAACCUCUCUCCUCCAGCCAUUGAAUCCACCUUGCAUCAGGUGCCGGAGCUGUCUGUCCUCAACCCGCAGGCGAUUCCCUUCCCUGAUCCAGUGGCGGGAGAGGUCCCAGCAAUUGUCGUGAACCAAAACAUCGGAAGUGACCAAAUUCGAGAAAUCACCAAUACGAUUCUGAGCAAAAUGGGACCAGCCUAUGUCCCAACCAAGAUCCUAUCAGUGCAGGCGCUAGGCCAGGAGGACUAUCCUCGUACCAUCUCCGGAAAGGUGCAGAAAACGAAACUGGCAGCUCUCGCACUUCAGUAUGAAGAGUCGUUGAGUCGGUGCAUUGCCACGGCCAACCCACCCAGUCUAAGUGAUAGGGUGGUGCAGAUCUGGGCAGAUGCCUUUGGAGUCACUACUACUGAUCUCGAUGUGCAUGCCGAUAUUUCGGAACGCAGUGACAGCAUUACUUCCAUGAGGGUUCACUCUCGAAUCCGACGAGAGACCGGCACGGAAGUGACGUUCGCUGCCUGGGCUACUGCACGCACCAUCGAUAGCCAGAUCAAACUACUUGAAAAUGCUCCAGUAAAGGUCGACGGAGUCAAGGGAGCACUCACGCCCACCAUAUCUCGGCAAGGGGGCCCAACUGCUGAAGAUAUGGUCCAUCUCCUAGCGGAUCCCCGCCAAUUCCAAGCAACUCGACAAAUGGUCGAGGAGGCAAUUGCGCCCCUCGAGCUCUCUUGGGAUGAGGACGUGGAGGAUGUGUUUCCCACAACGGACUUUAUGGAUAUCAUGUGUCAAAACAAUCUGAUAGAAAGCUGGGAGUUCUUUGUUGAAGUAUUAACGGUAAAUGCCGACAGCCAACACCUGCGUUUAUCGCUUGAGAAAGCGCUCUGCGUCCAUCCACUGCUGCGGUCUUUCAUCGUUCUCGAUGAACAAGUUGUUGAUCGGGCCCUCCAUGUCACCAUUAAGCCAUCCAAGAAAAUUCUGGAUCAGUGCAUUGUGGAUUAUGGAGUUGUCGAUGGUCUGGAUGAUGUGCGGAAACUGACAUUUGACUUUCCUCAAAUGCACCGCCCAAGGUUUCCCGGUCCUCUCUUCCGGGGCCUUAUCGUCUUUGUCAAGGAGACCAAUAGUGCGGCCCUGAUCUCCGGCUACUCCCAUGCCGUUAUGGACGCGACUUAUCAUGAAAUCUUUGCAGACGACCUUGAUGGUGCUCUCAGCGGACAUUUACCGCAGCCCCAUACCCCCUUCAAGGCCUGGAGCGAUGCAUAUUACAUUUUCGGGAGCUCUCCAGCGGCCCAGCCGGCCCUGGAUUAUCAUGCCGGCGAGAUGGAGGUACUCUGUGGGCCCAACAAGCAGCCUGCUGUCUGGCCAGCCCCUGCACCCGCUGUCAAAGCUUCCCCGGACCGAGUGGACGAAGGUCUUCCUGUGCUAGAAAUACCUCUUCCGGGAAUCUUGACUCUGCGACGCCAGUACCAAGACCUUACCUUACCAAUCGUUCCCAAGGUAGCGUUGGCCUUGUUGACACUUCACCACACCAAGGACACUUCGGCCCUUAUGCUAAAUAUGGAGAUGGCUCGCUAUGGGUUCCCUUUCCUCCCCUCGUCUGUGGCUGGCCUGGGGUCUUUCCGCGCAGCAGAUGUCGUUGGUCCCACGAUUGCGGGACUCCUUAAUGCAAUCAGUUAUGGCCACGAUGAAUCAGUUAUCCAGAUGUUGCUUCGUGUUCAAGAGCAGCAAGUCAAGCUCACACGGCAUGCCAAUGCGCCAUGGCACAGGAUUAUGCAGCAGAACCCUGACAUAAGGGAUCUGUUCCCGAAGGUGGCGGAUUCUCUGGUCUUCAACUGGACGGGCGCAAAUGGCUUUGCAGAAGACACCCUCGGAAGACUUCAUGAGAACAUGAGAAUCAAGUACUUGUUCUAUCGGCCCAAAACCGGGCUGGUGAUGGAUGUUGGUAUUGGAGGCAAGGACGGCACAGCCAUGGUGGUCAGUCCCACAGGGGCCAUUUGGAAUGAAUCUCCAGAAUCAAUCCACAGACUCGUGGCUGGGUUUGGCCGAAUCGCUACGUGGUUGGUAGACGAGAAGAACUGGAACCGCCCGGUGAGAGACUUCUCCGAAUGCUUGGUGGACUGGUAG